AUGGUGGCUGAGAUUAUUACUGAAAACGGUCAAUGGUUAUGGCCCGAAGCAUGGUAUGAUAUAUAUCCGGUCCUUAUAAAUGUUGAUACUCCUCAGCUUAUGUCAGAUGCGGAUGAUCGGUUGGGCUGGAAAGACUUGGAAGGUAAUCUACAGGUUUUCGGAUCCUGGGAGGUUUGGAACAACUUACGUCAGAGAAACAGUAAGGUCGAAUGGACCAAUUCGGUUUGGUUUAGCCAAUGUAUUCCCCGACAUUCAUUUCAUUUGUGGUUGGUUAUCAAGAAUAAGUUGAAGACGCAAGAUAGGAUGGCUGUUUGGGAAGCGGGUAGUGCUACUAAUUUACAGCUCAUGUGUUGUCCUUUAUGCAACUAUGAUCGCGACUCUAGAGAUCACAUUUUCUUCCAAUGCUCCUAUGCUUCAGAGGUUUGGGGAUUGGUAAGAAAUAUGGUUGACAUGGGAGGUGUAACGGAUACAUGGAAUUCGAUUAUGCAGUGGAUGGAGCUCAAUGCUAAUAAUAGAACUCUGGAUCAUAUUGUUUGCAAUAUUCUGGUGGCGGCUUCCACGUACUUUAUUUGGCAGGAAAGGAACAACCGAUUAUUUUCUCAAGGCCAGCGGAAUGCUAGUGUGCUCUCAAAGGUUAUUAUAGAUACAGUGCGUCUCAGAAUUAUGGGAUUCAAGAUUGGUAGAGACCCGAAGCAUAAGAAGAUAUUGGACAGAUGGCUGAUCUCGAAGCAGAGAAUGGAGUUUGAACCAGGCUAA
Messenger RNA from Helianthus annuus (common sunflower), 756 nucleotides. RefSeq lists its product as uncharacterized. The record is from RefSeq and is a predicted model, not a curated record. Lineage: Eukaryota; Viridiplantae; Streptophyta; Magnoliopsida; Asterales; Asteraceae. The coding region runs from base 1 to 756 and encodes 251 amino acids. The transcript has a single exon.